Molecule: messenger RNA, 1563 nt
Organism: Dermatophagoides farinae (American house dust mite)
Lineage: Eukaryota; Metazoa; Arthropoda; Arachnida; Sarcoptiformes; Pyroglyphidae
Source: RefSeq, a predicted model, not a curated record
UUAUUUUCGAACAUGAUUGGUUUGGCUAUUUCAAACAUUAUUAUCAACGGCCAAACUCAUUUUCCAUUUACGGUGAUUUGUUUUUUUUCUGUUGAUUAUGAUUCUGAUUAUAAUAAUGAUGGUGAUGAUGACGACGACGAUGUUGUUGUUGAGAAUGUAAAUGAGAUAAUUCAUUUCUUUUUUUUUCUUCCGAAAAAAAUGUACAUGAUUACCCAUUCCAUUACCGUAAUCUAAAAAUGAUAAAUUAUUCAUCACAACCUGCAAUCAGCAAUUUCUGUUUGGAUGGAAAAAAAGAAAGAUUUUCACAUUUAUCCCAAUAGUCGAUCGGACAUUCCAUUUUCAUUCUGAAUUUGUAUUUGUGUGCAUGUUUGUUGUUUCAAAAUAAUGAUGAUGGUGAUGGCUAAGUUAUUCGUAUUGAAUCUGGCCAUAUUGAUAUUUGCAUCAAAUCGAUCCGUAGAUUGUCGAACCAAGGAUUCUGAACAUCAACCUGGAUGGCUCAAAUCGACAAACGGAAUUCGUGAACAAUAUAUGGCCAGAAAUUAUGGUAAAUUAGAUUUUGAUCGUAGAACUGGACAACAUCCACCUAAAGGAUCGAUUGUAUCGUGUUCAAUCGAAUGUUUUAGCCUACCAGAUUGUCAUUGUAUUGAAAUCAACAAACAAAAUGGUAAUUGUCGAUUCUAUGAUCAUCAAAGCCGACAACCGAUAUUAAAAGCGCACAAUCAAACACAAUUUCUAUAUUUUACUCGUGAUCAUUUUGGACCAUCGGAUCAGAAUCGAAUCGAUAUGGCAAAAAAAGCAAAACGAACAACAUCAAAUCAAGUAGCAGGUAGUUCUGAGCCGCUGGCUUGGAUACAAUAUGAAUUCAAAAAACCAAUCUAUAUGACUGGUUUUAGUUUUCGGCAAACACGACGCUCAUCGAUGAUGGCUCCAUUUAUAGUUCGAGUUCAGAAUGAACCACCGAUGAUAAAUAGUGAUGAUGGUCCAAAUGACAAAGAUGAUGAUGAUGGAACUGUAUGCUAUCGUCAUAAUGUAUCGAAUAUUAGUGGUCAACCACAAUUUUCAUCGGCAAAAAAAUCUGAUCGAAAAUGGAUUCGUUGUCAGCCAUGUGGAUUAAAUGGUCGAUUUAUAACAUUAACAUUGGCUCGAUCAAAUGGAACAGCAAUGAAAUCCAAUGUAAAUUGGCCAUUAGAAUCAUUACGACUCUAUGGUUAUUGGAAUGAUAAUGUUUAAAUGAAUCAGCAGCAGCAGAAAAAGAAGAAAUGAGACAUUCAUUUAUCCAGACAAAUACUUGAUAUGUUCCUGGAUCAAAAUCACAUUAUAUCACAAAUUAGCAAAAUUAUUUAGUUAUAUUAUUUCUUCCUCACUUUUUUCUGCUUUUCAUCAUCAUCAUCAUCAUCAUUGAGAACAUCGCGAUCAUGGUCGAUGAUAUAAUACAUACGCACAGCAACAAUAAAUAAUGGUGACGAACGUAAUAAUAAACUAAACUUAAUCAAUGUCAUUUUGUUUGAAUAGGAUAGCUUUUUUAUUCAAGUAAAUAAAUUAAAAAAUGGAAAAAUUUCACAA